ACUACAUUCCAAAGAAUGACCUCAGAUCAUGUCCCAAUAGCUCUAUUUUGUGGACCUUGGGAACAUAGUAAAUCAUAUUUCAAGUUUGAGAACUGGUGGCUGAACACAGAAGGUUUUAGUGAGAAAAUCAGUAACUGGUGGAACUCUUUCUCCUUCUAUGGGAGGCCAGACUACAUCCUAGCAUGUAAAAUGAAAGCACUGAAAGAAAAGCUCAAAGAGUGGAGUAAAAUUGAAAAAGGAAAUCUACAGAUUCAAAGGUCCAAACUGCUUAACAAAAUGGCAGAUUUGGAUUCUUUGCUGAACAAAAGAGCAUUGACAGAGGAAGAGGCUACUUUGAAGGCAGAAAUCUUUAUGGAGUACGAAGAACUGAUCUAAAAUGAGGAAUGUGCUUGGAGACAAAGGUCUAGAAACUUGUGGGUGAAGGAAGGAGACAACAAUACAAAAUUCUUCCAUAAUUCUGCAAAUGCCCACAAAAGAAGCAACCAUUUUGACCAGUUGGAAGUAGAGGGAAAGAUCAUCACAGAACCAGACAGAGUAAGGGAGGAAAUCAUCCUGUUUUAUGAGAAACUGUAUUCUGAAACAGAGAUGGAGACCUGAUGGAAAUUUAGUGAAUUGUCCUUCAAUAUCAGAGGAAGAAAGAUCACAACUACAGGCCAAAUUUGAGGAGCAGGAAGUUUAUAAAUGUUUGAAGUUAUGUGCCAUUGAUAAAGCCCCAGGACCUGAUAGUUAUACUAUGCG
Messenger RNA from Solanum stenotomum, 738 nucleotides. RefSeq lists its product as uncharacterized. Lineage: Eukaryota; Viridiplantae; Streptophyta; Magnoliopsida; Solanales; Solanaceae. The record is from RefSeq and is a predicted model, not a curated record. The transcript is spliced from 2 exons. Bases 16 to 375 code for a protein of 119 amino acids.